This is a messenger RNA of Coregonus sp. 'balchen', 5273 nucleotides long. The record is from the annotation of a GenBank genome assembly. NCBI's taxonomy places the organism in Eukaryota, Metazoa, Chordata, Actinopteri, Salmoniformes, Salmonidae.
UGCUCACUGGGUAAAGACUGUGAGGGUGAGUGCACUGGCUCUUCUAUUUGUGCAUUUAGGGCACUAUUUAAGAAUCUGAUACAAAAUGUCGCUGUUCAAUGGAGCUUAUGGAAGAAUAUUCUAUAACACAACAUUUCAAAUGCAACGUCAUGUUGAUUUAAUGUGAAUUUGUGUAACACUAUAGUGUUAUAUCUAUAGUAAUAACCACUAUUGUACUUCAAUGUUUCCUAAUAUUCCUCCUGGUCUUCCUCAGAUGAAGCUGUCAGUCUUGGUGGUCAUUUCCCUGCUGCACCUGGGGCUGUGCUGUGCCCAGGAUGCAGGCUCUCCUCCAGGCAGCCUCCAGGACAUAUUGAGGAAGAGCUCACUGAGACAGAAGGGUAAAUUAGCCUACAUUUGUGUACUUCUCUAAUUUGAUACACCCCUUUUAUUCAAUCAAUCCCAGCGUUCGAUCUCUUAGAAAGGAAAACAGAAAACAUUCAGAAAGUCAUUCAAUGUCAGUUGUUUCAACACAACAGUAAUGGGUGCAUAUUGUGACAGUGCCCGUGUCCGAAUACCCAUACUAGCGUACUACAUACUUAAACUGCAUACUAUGUACUCAACUACUAUUUAGAAUGUACCGUUUAGUAAAAAGUAUGCAGUAUGACAUGGCCGCAAUGCAGUAAUGGCUCCUGACUGGCUGAGUAGGUGGGGUGGGGCGGGGCCAUGUGCGGGUGGAUUUCUCCAAAUUUAACAGACAUGCAUUGCAUUAACCAGCCUGAUAAUAGCUCAUUUCCAAUUUGAUUAAUUUCUCUAACUAUGAAUAGAAUAGGAAUGGCGUUAUUGGCCUACUCAGGCUGGUAUAUAGGCAGACUAUCGCAUUCGACCUAUAACAUAGCCUACAUAGCCCAUCUAUCCUAUUUAAAAGGACUGCAGACAGAAACAGAUAAUUUGGUUCCAUUUCAACAUAUUUAUUAGUGAAACCAAAGUGUGUAACAUAUAGGAGCCAAGUCAUUGUGCAACAGACGUCUUCAGAGCGCGCAACAGUGUACUGUCUACACGCGGUUUGUUGUUUUUAUGUAAUAGUUUUCAUUAAAUCGUUUUUAAUCAUAGCUAAAGUUUGUAUUGCUACUGGUUCCGCGACCCGGUCAGCCUUUAUGUCUGGGACCGCAAGUUUGUUUCCCGGAUUCCUGUUAAGUAGCAGUUAGCUGCUAGCCAUCAUGAAAAUUGAGCAGGCUAAUGCUAGCAGUGCUAGCCCACCAGUGUUUUUAUCCAUGGCUGAGCACAAAUGCUUCACGUGUGAGAUGAUUUCCACACAAUCACAAGAUGAAGAGAAGGUGGAACUGGAAAAUGGACAGGGAUUUGUCUGCCCUAAAUGCACCACCAUCAAGCAUCUUAGGGAAGAGAUCCUCCGGCUGUUAGCUCGGUUGUGAGAAAAAGGAAAACCUGCUUUCUAAGUACACCGACCUUGCUGUAACCAAAGGCAAACCAAAUAUCCGUUUUAAAUGCCUCCUAUAGCAAAGCUGUUGAUGAGUCGGGUGGCGUUGAUCUGUCCUAAUCCAACGGACAAAUGUUAAGCUUAACUCCGUGGCCCAUGGGAGACUGGACACUCACAAGGCCUAGGAGAUCAGGGAGGCAGUCUGGCCACCCAUCUAUCCGAGAAGAUCUGAUCUGAAAGGGUGGGGGGGGACAGACUCUAUUUUUACUAAUGCUCUCAGCUGUAAGGACAUUUCAUUUGGCAACUUUGGGUCUUUUGAGCAUCAUGCUAUACUGUUUAAAUGUGAGCCACCAGUGCUGGCCAUAACCCUGCAUAGGCCACCAAAGCACUGCUCCACUUUCCUUACUGAUUUCUGAACUAUUGUCUAUUGUCCUUGAGAACUAUGAUAAAAUCAUUGUGUUAGGCGAUUUUAAUAUUCAUGUUGACAAAGAGACUGACUCCAAGGCCAUUGCAUUUAUGAAUAUUUUGAGCUCCAUGGACUUUAUCCAACAUGAUACAAGGCCCACCCAUAACCGCGGCCAUACUCUGGACCUGGUUAUUACCAAUUGACAUAUCCUCUAUUGUUGCUGUUGCUUUAUCCGUUCACCACUGUGUAUUUUUUACUACCUUUUUGCCCAUAGCACAGGGUAAUACUGAAAGCAUAAUUAAGAAACACUAUCUUACCUCUGAAGUUGCUACAGAUUUGAUUGAGUGUAUGAACAAUACUCCAUCACCUAUUCUGCCUUCCUCUUGUGAUGAUUUAGUUGAUAACUUUAAUCGCAAAUUAAGGGCAACCAUUGAUGCCAUAGCUCCAGUAAAGUUGAAAAAGGCCACAUCCAAACAGAGAGCCCCUUAGAUGAGUGAAGAAACUAAUAAAUCAAAGAGAAAUUGCAGAAAGGCAGAGCGGAAGUGGAGAAAGUCAAAGUUGCAGUUCCAUUAUGAUAUUCUGAGAGAGCUACUUGGCAUAUAUAACAAGGCAAUUAGAAAUGCCAGACGGGCUAAUUUUUCUAACUUGAUCACUAAUAAUCAGAAUAAUUCGAGAGUGCUCUUCUCGACCAUUGAUGGCCUGACAAAUUCAACCCCCACAACCUACAUGAACUUUCCUCCACAUCAAAAUGUGAUUAGUUUGUGGCAUAUUUCAGAGAUAAGAUAACAAACAUUAGGCUGGGUAUCAGUCAAGCAAGACCUGAUGAGAAGUUUGAUAAUAUGUGCCCUAGCCUACCACGCAAAGGCAUUAUGGAUUUAUUUUCCCUGGUUGACACAUGGCUGCCUGUGAGUUUUAGAAAUAAUUUUAAGAUUCUUCUAUUGGUUUUUAAAUCAAUCCACGACUGUGCACCUCAAUACAUGUCAGACAUGCUUUUAAGUUAUGUACCCAGUAGGCCCCUCAGGUCCUCUGGCCUUUUAACUAUCCCAAAGCCUAGGACCAAGAGGCCUGGAGAGGCAGCCUUUAGUUACUAUGCCAUGCCCCCAGCCUCUGGAAUAGCCUGCCAGAGAACCCUAGGGGGGCUGAAACUGUGGACAUAAUUAAAAGAGAUCUUAAAAAACACUUUUUUAGCUUUGCUUUUCCUUAGGGUGCUUUUUAGUUGUUCAGUUUUCAUUGUUUUUAUUUGUUUUUUCCUGUGAAGCACACUAUGUUGCAUUCCAUGUCUGAAAUGUGCUGUAUAAAUAAAGUUAGGUUUGGUUUGAUAAAUUAAAUCAAAUAACCUAGUACACACACCAAAACGUUUCAAAUGUUGAAAUCAAAAGGCUAUUGCACAGAAAAACGUGGACAGCCGGGUGCAUCGCAAAUUCAGAACUGCUGGACAGCAACAUAAUAAACUAAAGCCCUGAUCAUUGGGAACGAGAUCAGAAUGACUGCUAAUGUUUGAUCCAUAAAUGAAAUUAGGUAGCCUACAAACUAAAACAAUCCAUAUGUUCAAAUCAAAAGGCCUGAUUAACAUGACAUCAAUAACGCAGCCACAUCCCGAGUCCCUGGUGCUGACACAUUCAGAAAUCAAAAGGUGGUUUAGUAUUUAGUUUACAUUUACAUUUACAUUUUAGUCAUUUAGCAGACGCUCUUAUCCAGAGCGACUUAAAGUUUUAGUGAGUGCAUACAUUUUUCAUACUAGUUUAAAAGCCCUGACGAAGGCCAAGAGAACAAGAAACACUUUUCAAUGAGAAAACAGGAAUCCACUUUUAAAAAAUAAAAAAAAUAAAAAAGACUUCUGUUUUCAAAGAUGUAGCCUAUGAUGUAAUACUCGUGAUCAUAUUAAGGAGAACAAAAACUACUUGUCCUACAUUUGAACACCACCGCAGAAGCUUCGCUAUUUGGCAUCUUCCCAAUGAAGUAGCUUAAUUAUGUUGUUUGGCUACUUUAAGAGAACUAGGGUCUAUCACUCGCAGCCCACCUCUUCCAAUGCAUUGUGGAAAAGUGUGCAUCGAAUUCUACUAGAUGAAGAGCUGAAAUGAGUAGGCAUUUAAACUAUACUCGAUUUUCAAAAAUUCACAUACUAUAAAAUAUUAUAUUUUCACAUACUGAAAAUGUGUCAUGUGCGAGUGCGUUGUUUCUCGAUAUUCAUUGAUUUCGGUAGCGCAUCCCCAUAUCUAAUUGAUCAAAGCCGAAAUGAGUAUGACAUGCAGGCAUUUAAAGUAUACUCGAUUUUCAAAAUGUCGCAUACUAUUAAACAAAAAUGGCCUACUAUUUAGGACUAAAGUAUUGGUAUUCGGACAUGUCCAGUGUAUUCUUUGUCUUCUAGUGUCCCUGUUGAACCCAGUGCUGGAAGGAAGGGUCCCCCCACUGUCCAGUAAUGGUCCAGUCCAGGGCCCACUGAACCCUCCUGAGUUUAAGGACCAACAGAAACCUGCUCCAUUCAUGUUCGGGGACAAUGUCAACCUGCAGUGGCUGGGCUGGAAUGGUUCUCUCCCAACUGCAGCUGUGGGCAUCUACAACGGCUACACCAAACGCACCGACUACAUCUGCAAAUACAUCUGCGAAGCCGGCUUCUACACUCCUAGCAAGGGCCCAUACUGCCAAUACCCCUACGGUGAGAGAGAGUACUACGCCCCAGAGUUCGAGAUCCUGACCAACAGAGACAACUUUGAGUUUGUGGAAUGGAAGGAGGACUCGCAUGGCUCGGUGCCCGAACACUCAGUUAGAACAUGCUCUGGAGUGGGCAUCUAUGCUGGGAAGAACAAGUAUGGCUUGGGGAAGGUGGUCCCUCAGUUCAAAGCCUUCUUCCUGCCCUGGGAGGGUGAUGAGUACUGGUACAAGAGCUACCAGGUCCUGGCCAUCAACAGAGACGCCUACACCCAGCACAUCUCCCAUGUCAAGUAUGGCAUUGAUGAGGUGGAAAUGUUCCACUACCCCCCUGAGACCAUGCGCCUCUCUGGCGUAACCAACAACGAGUGCCAGACGGUAGUGAAGACGGUGACCAUCUCCAAGACCUCAGAGGUGGAGAGCACCUGGAACAUCGGACGCACCACCAUGCUGGGCAUCACUGCCGGCAUCACAGCCAAGAUCCCCCUAAUCGGCUCUGCAGGGGUUGAGUUCAGUGGGGAGAAGACCCUGCAGUUCAACAGGGGCACCACCAUGGUGGAGGCCCUCAGCCACUCUGUGUCUGUGGAGCUCAAGGUGCCACCCAACCACUCCUGUACCGUGCGCAUGGAGGGCCGCAAGAUCACCGCAGACAUCCCCUUCACAGCCAGACUGAGCCGUACAUACCGCAACGGAGAGACCCAGUGGACCUCCAUCUCUGGGGUGUACGAUGGCAUUCAGAUCGGCGAGAUCCGGGCCGUGGUGGACCGCUGUGAGCCUGUCGUAGAUGCCAAACCCUGUCCUUAA